UACCCACCGACUUGCUCUGACAACAACCCAAAACUCGAGCCCCUCCAGGCCCUCGUCUUUAGACACACCACUCAAAUACAUCUCAGUAUUUGAGUGCUACUCAUUAUUACAUCACCGCAGCAUUUCGGGAAGACACUCCACAGCACACGCAACUUGCGUUCCCUCUCGCUCGACAUUGAGGAUAUGCUAGAUGAUAACUUGGAUAUCCACCUCGACUGUCAAUUGUACACGAGUACAGCAUGGAUACACCAAAUCCAUUUGUCCAUAUACAAGAUUUCGGAAAAAUCGGCCUACUUUUGAGCGAAAGAGACACCCAAGCCUUGAUCUCCUUCCGCGAGAAACACGCGUCUCAGGCAGCGAACUCGCGCGAGUUUUCGAACUGCGACUUCACUUUAUGAAUCCCCAGUGGGAUAAAUGGGUGAAGAACACGGUAGCCAGAGAUGCCCAUAGCCUCUUAGGGUUUCCUCCACAAUGUGAAUGUGAAUUUGGCAAAAUGUUGUUGCGAUCAGCCGCGUCAGUAGCACAACCUUUGCCAUUGAAAUCAUAUGAAGGUCGGCCAGUCUUUGGUACGAUUGAGAUAACUCUUGCCGUUCUGGUAUAUAGGUGGAGAUGUUUCCAUCUCGUAUCGUGCCAUUCCAUAUGAACGGUCGACUACAUGGCCAGAGGAAGGCUGCUUUAGCACCCUCGUUCUAGGCUUCCGAGCAGGCUCUGUCCAGACAAUUGUGCCUCUACAGUCUGGCUACUAAUUAUCUCUGACAUACAAUCUGGUGCAACUUGUCAAUGACUCCCAGCUGCAAACACCUGU
Molecule: messenger RNA, 805 nt
Organism: Guyanagaster necrorhizus
Lineage: Eukaryota; Fungi; Basidiomycota; Agaricomycetes; Agaricales; Physalacriaceae
Exons: 5
Coding region: 191-643 (150 amino acids)
Source: RefSeq, a predicted model, not a curated record